UAGGAAAGCCGCGGCCGAACCGCCUGGCCUGGGCCACGGCCAUGGUGCGGGGUGGGUCCUGAGCUUCUGACCCAGCUGCCCGCCCUAGGAUACCAAGAUGCCCGGCGAACAGCAGACCGAGGAGGAGGAGGAGAAGGAGAUGCAGGAGGAGAUGGUGCUGCUGGUGAAGGGUGAGGAGGAGGAGGGCGAGGCGAAGUAUGAGGUGGUGAAACUCAAGAUCCCCAUGGACAACAAGGAGGUCCCGAGCCAGGCGCCAGCGCCAUCUGCAGACCCGGCGCGCCCACAUGCGUGCCCAGAAUGCGGCCGUGCUUUUGCGCGCAGGUCCACGCUAGCCAAGCACACCCGCAUGCACACAGGCGAGCGGCCCUACCAGUGCCCGGAGUGCGACAAGCGAUUCACCGCCGCCUCGAACCUGCAGCAGCACAGGCGGUGCCACACUGGGGAGAAGCCAUACGCGUGCUCGCAGUGCGGCCGCCGCUUCGCCCAGAGCUCCAACUACACACAGCACCUGCGCGUGCACACGGGCGAGAAGCCCUACACGUGCCCGGAUUGCGGACGCGCCUUCAGCGCCAGUUCGUGCCUGGUGCGCCACCGGCGCACGCACACAGGGGAGCGGCCUUACAUUUGUGCCCAAUGCGGCACGAGCUUCGCCCAGAGCUCGGCUCUGGCCAAGCACCGGCAAAAACACACGGGCGAGAAGCCGCACCGCUGUGAGGUGUGUGGCCAUUGCUUUCGCCACCGCUCCAACCUGGUGGAUCAUUUGCGCACGCACACGGGCGAGCGGCCCUACCCGUGUGGCGAGUGCGGCCAGCGCUUCCGCCUCAGCACAAACCUCAUCCGCCACCGUCGCGCGCACAUGCUGCGCCGUCUCUACAUCUGUGUUGUCUGUGGCCGAGACUUCAAGCUACCCCCUGGCUCCAAGGCCACCACUGCCACUGAGCGCUGCCCAGAGUGCGAGGCUAGAUGAGCACCCUUCUUGUCGCUGCAGCGUGCUAGUGUCUGGCUGAGGCUUGGUGAGUUAGGGUCCCAACCCCCAGGAGAAUUAACCUAGACCAUAAUCCUGGCCACCCUGGUCUGGGGAAGGGUGACAUGGCAGGACUGACUGCCCUGGACCUGGGAGACAUGGCGAAUCCCCUGCCAGGAUUUCUGGAAACUGGCCUCU
Molecule: messenger RNA, 1162 nt
Organism: Miniopterus natalensis
Lineage: Eukaryota; Metazoa; Chordata; Mammalia; Chiroptera; Miniopteridae
Source: RefSeq, a predicted model, not a curated record